AUGUGUGUGUUUAUUGUCUGGAGACAGAUAAAGAACGCUGCAGCUAAUGUGCUGAGGGAGACUUGGCUCAUCUACAAACACACCAAGUUGAUGAAGAAGAUCGACCACUCCAGGGUUCGCAAACAUCAGCGGAAGUUCCUGCAGGCCAUACAUCAAUUACGCAGUGUCAAAAUGGAGCAGAGAAAACUCAGUGAUCAGGCCAACACACUAGUAGAUCUCUCCAAGAUGCAGAGUGUCAUGUAUGAGCUCAUGUCAGAGCUCAACGACCGCAGCGAGGACUUGGAGCGACAGAUGCUGUCCCUGGAGCAGCGGGUGGAGCAGCUCACGGCAGGCUUCAACGUCCUGCCUGCACACCUCUCCGCGACCCUCAGUGCCCAGCAUGCCGCCCUGGUUCACCUGCUCCGAGACAGGGACGCACGUGAUGGUAGAGGAGGAGGAUCAGGAGGUGGAGGCGCUGUCGUUCCUCUGUCACCAACUGCCUCCUUAAGCAACGCACCAGUUUCAGUCUCCCCAAUCCAGGUUGCAGCACCUCCAUCAACCUUAGCACAGAUCUCUAGUUUAUCCUUGGAGAGCCCACUGUCACCCCCACCUGUGAGCCCAGAAGUCAGCCUGGAGGCUACUCCCAAUCCCAAUACUUGCAGCUCAAGCUGCUGAGUACCACUCUCAGGAGAAGAGGGGAACAGAUAUGGAAGCUGCACGCAGAGAAGGAAAGACGGGAGGCUCUGAUAAUCCUCUCAUAUAAGACUGAAGGAGCAAAAUGAAAACAGAGGAGAUACAUUUUUUAAGAUCCUCUGAAACAUUUGUGCCAUGACAACAGUACACAGCAAAUUUGGAAGUGUUAAUUCAACUCCUAGGGAGUUAAAUUCAACACUUUUAAAGUGUCUAUACUGGUCCACACUAGAUCAAGUUAAAAUAACACUUUUGAAAGUGUUAGACAGUUAACACUGUGACAGAGUUGGAACACUCUUAAUAGUUUUAAUUCAACACUUAUCAGGAUGGAAUUUAUCUAAAACUUGUGUGUAGAGUCAAAAGUCAACUAGUGUUGAGUUUAGACUCUACCUGCUAAUGUUGAUCAUUAAUGGUGGUCAGCUAUAUUGUAACAACAGCUGCCCACACUGGCAGAAGCAAGGCUGCCGCCAAGCUCUCUGCCCAUCAGUAGGUGGUGUGGGUGAAGUGUCUUCCCCAAGGACACAUAAACUGAGACGGAGAAAGCCGGGAUUCGAAUUAGCGAGCCUGUGGUUGCAAGAUUAACUUCUGCAUACUCAAUGCCACAAUUACGAAGUCCACUACUGUUGUCAUCAGCGCAUGUAUUUUAAGAGUUUAUGGAUAGGUUUGAACUUUGGGAAAAAAGCUCUGUUUAGUGUUGAUUCUGAAAUCAACACUGAACAGAGUGGUUUGAAUUUAACUCCACGGAUUAACACCAACUCUUUGUUAGGAAGUAACUCUUGGAUAGUUGAAUGAAAACUAACACAGGAAAUUUUACACAUUUGAUUUUGUUGUGUACAGAGAGGAGAAUUAAUGGGACUUGGAUGAUUGGGCCAGUUUGAGGAAUGAGACAUAUUCAGGACUUUUUUGAAAAUGGAACGAAAAGAAAAAUGGAGACUCUAAAAAGGUGAGAGGGGGAGGAAGGAUAUCAAAGGGGUGAGACAUGGAGGUGAAGAGAAUGACGGGGUGGAGGGAGGACAGAAGGGGAGAAAUAACCAAGAAUAAUUAUAUGAACUCCUAAAUGGAAUCAACUCCAAUUAUGGCAAAGGGCCUUUUAUUCUCUCUAUCUCCUUCUCUCCCUUUUCCUUCUCUGAGUCUCUCACUCCCUUCGUCAGGAAUUAAUGACCAUGACUUUUUAUCUUUAUGAUGUAUUUUCUAUCUGAAUGCUUAUCAUGUGUUAACGAGCAUCCCUUUAACAGAAGGUUCGAUCAAUACGACCACAAUACUAAAGCAGAACAAAAGAAAAAACUAGCAGCAUGCACCACACACAGUACAAGGUAACACAGCACAGAUUUACACAGUGUCUCAUAAUGUACUACCAGUCCAUGGUAAUUCUAAAGCCUAUACUGCCAAGUACUCAAUGCACUGUUUAUCUCCAUUCAGCACUGCCAAGCAAUGUCGACACAGAGUUAAAAAAAAUAAGUUAAUCUAAAAUGAUCCAUCUAAGGAAACACAGUAGGUUAGAUUCACUACAUGCAUAGUUUUGACGUUUUAACUGCUCGGCUGGGAGAACUGUAACCGGUCCCUGAGCCGCACCAAUUACAGGCGGAGCUGAAAUAAACAGAGAGAGACGUUAGUCAUCAUGGAGUCUAUUUAUGAUGCUUGAGACAGUGGCAGAUGGUUAAAUGAGAUCAAAAAAAAAAAAAGAAAAAAAAAAGAAAACAGGGCUUUAUCACU
Molecule: messenger RNA, 2382 nt
Organism: Cyprinodon tularosa
Lineage: Eukaryota; Metazoa; Chordata; Actinopteri; Cyprinodontiformes; Cyprinodontidae
Product: small conductance calcium-activated potassium channel protein 3-like
Exons: 3
Coding region: 1-654 (217 amino acids)
Biological process (GO): potassium ion transmembrane transport
Cellular component (GO): plasma membrane; neuron projection; neuronal cell body
Molecular function (GO): calmodulin binding; small conductance calcium-activated potassium channel activity
Source: RefSeq, a predicted model, not a curated record